AUGAGCAAGCAGCUUGUCAACAGCCCCGAGACGGUGGCUACCGGGCCGCUGGACGGUGCAGGGAUGAUCCGGAACAGCCCCGAAAACGAGCAGCCGCAGCACCUGCCUUCCCAAGUUCCAUCGCAGCUAGCCAAGGUGGCCACAGCGCUUUCCGCUGACAACCAAACGUUGCCAUCUGACGAAGCCAAACCAAACGAUGCCGAGAGGACCAAAGUGGGGAUCUGCAAACUGGCCCCCGCGCAAGGCAACGCCACCUUCGGCACAGACUCCGUCGACCCUUUGCCUCUCCAGAACACCCCCAGCGCAGGGAACGCGGCGCAGGCCAACCUGGGCCCUUGCAAAAUCCCCUCCUUGCAAAGCACGGACGGGGCAGCGAAUCAAAGCCUUGGGAAGAGCACCCUGGAGCAAAACAAUGCCAAGGGCGGCUGGGUGCCCCUGAGCCAGAGCACGGUGGUCUUGGGCACCGAUGGGAACACCUCUGUCCUGCCUGGCAGUCUCGGAGAGGAUGACGAUGAAGGGGAUGAGAAUAAAGCCCGGGGCAACUGGUCUAGCAAGCUGGACUUCAUCCUCUCCAUGGUGGGUUAUGCAGUAGGGCUGGGCAAUGUCUGGAGGUUCCCGUACCUGGCCUUUAAGAAUGGGGGAGGUGCAUUUCUUAUCCCCUAUCUGACAAUGUUGGCUCUGGCUGGGAUUCCGAUCUUCUUCCUGGAAGUUUCUCUGGGGCAGUUUGCUAGUCAGGGACCUGUGUCUGUUUGGAAAGCCAUCCCUGCCUUACAAGGCUGUGGCAUUGCUAUGCUGAUUAUCUCUGUCCUAAUAGCCAUAUAUUAUAAUAUUAUAUUGUGCUACACACUUUUCUACCUUUUUGCAUCCUUUGUAUAUGUGCUGCCUUGGGCUUCCUGUAACAAUCCAUGGAACACACCGGAUUGUAGAGAUAAAAACAAACUUUUGCUAGAUUCCUGCAUCAUUGGUGACCACCCCAAGUUACAAAUAAAGAACUCAACUUUCUGUAUGAGUGCCUAUCCAAACUUGACAAUGGUAAACUACACCAGCCGUGUCAACAAAACUUUUGUCAGUGGCAGCGAAGAGUACUUCAAGUACUUUGCGUUGAAGAUUUCUGCAGGAAUCGAAUAUCCUGGUGAAAUCAGGGGGCCUUUGGUAUUCACUCUCUUUCUGGCUUGGUUGAUCGUCUAUGCCUCCCUGGCUAAAGGAAUCAAGUCAUCAGGAAAAGUGGUGUACUUUACAGCUACAUUCCCUUAUGUAGUACUCAUCAUCUUGCUAAUCAGAGGAGUAACCCUGCCAGGAGCUGGGGCUGGAAUCUGGUACUUCAUCACACCUAAAUGGGAGAAACUAAUUGAUGCUAUGGUAUGGAAAGAUGCUGCCACUCAAAUAUUUUUCUCUUUAUCUGCUGCAUGGGGUGGUCUGAUUACUCUGUCUUCCUAUAACAAAUUCCAUAAUAACUGCUACAGGGAUACCUUGAUAGUAACUUGUACCAACAGUGCCACAAGUAUAUUUGCAGGCUUUGUUAUUUUUUCGGUUAUUGGCUUCAUGGCAAAUGAGCUCAAAGUAGAUAUUGAAGAUGUUGCAGACCAAGGUCCUGGGAUUGCCUUUGUGGUUUAUCCUGAAGCCUUAACCCGGCUUCCUCUUUCACCUUUCUGGGCUAUAAUCUUCUUCUUGAUGCUUCUAACUCUUGGCUUGGACACUAUGUUUGCCACUAUUGAAACUAUAGUGACAUCAGUUGCUGAUGAGUUUCCAAAGUACUUACGUACUCACAAGCCUCUGUUCACUCUUGGAUGCUGCAUUUGCUUUUUCAUCAUGGGCUUUCCUAUGAUCACUCAGGGUGGGAUGUACAUGUUGCAGCUUGUGGACACUUAUGCAGCAUCUUACUCUCUUGUUAUAAUAGCCAUCUUUGAACUUGUUGGAAUUUCAUACGUUUAUGGCUUGCAAAGAUUUUGUGAAGAUAUUGAGAUGAUGAUUGGAUUCCAGCCAAGCAAAUUCUGGAGGGUCUGUUGGGCAUUUGUGACCCCAACUAUUUUAACAUUCAUCCUUUGCUUCAGCUUCUAUAAGUGGGAACCAAUGACUUAUGGCAGCUAUCACUACCCUGGAUGGUCUAUGGUACUUGGAUGGCUGAUGUUGGCUUGUUCUGUUAUCUGGAUUCCAAUUAUGUUUGUGAUAAAAAUGCACAUAGCUCCUGGCAGCUUUAUUGAGAGGCUCAAAUUGGUCUGCUCUCCACAACCAGACUGGGGGCCAUUUUUGGCUAAACACCGUGGUGACCGCUACCAGGAUAUGAUAGACCCACUGGGAACAUCGUCCCUUGGACUUAAACUGCCACCGAAAGAUUUCGAACUGGGGAGCCAGUGCUAG
This is a messenger RNA of Gekko japonicus, 2358 nucleotides long. It is a transcript of the gene SLC6A5, whose product is annotated as solute carrier family 6 (neurotransmitter transporter), member 5. Gene Ontology annotation, molecular function: glycine:sodium symporter activity. The coding region runs from base 1 to 2358 and encodes 785 amino acids. Gene Ontology annotation, cellular component: membrane. The record is from RefSeq and is a predicted model, not a curated record. Lineage: Eukaryota; Metazoa; Chordata; Lepidosauria; Squamata; Gekkonidae. Gene Ontology annotation, biological process: synaptic transmission, glycinergic; sodium ion transmembrane transport; glycine import across plasma membrane. The transcript has 15 exons.